This is a messenger RNA of Sugiyamaella lignohabitans, 2076 nucleotides long. RefSeq lists its product as uncharacterized. The record is from RefSeq and is a predicted model, not a curated record. Lineage: Eukaryota; Fungi; Ascomycota; Dipodascomycetes; Dipodascales; Trichomonascaceae. Gene Ontology annotation, molecular function: protein binding. Gene Ontology annotation, cellular component: nuclear periphery; anaphase-promoting complex. Gene Ontology annotation, biological process: protein K11-linked ubiquitination; positive regulation of mitotic metaphase/anaphase transition; anaphase-promoting complex-dependent catabolic process. The coding region runs from base 1 to 2076 and encodes 691 amino acids. The transcript has a single exon.
AUGGAUAUUUUAGUUUUUGCACCAGAGUCUGGAGGCAUUGCACUGUACCGUAUUAGCGGCCAGAGAAUCUGGAGUAUUCCUGGAAAGAGAGGUGCAGGUCAUGUUAUUAGAAGCAGCUGGCGAGAUGAUGGAAAGGUUCUAGCUGUAUUAUACAGUGACGGUUCGUAUCAGGUGAUCAGAACCAGUAACGGUAAACCCGUUCUAAGUUCCGGUUCAGGUGAUAGUGCUAUCGAUCUAUCAUGGGCCGAAGGUGAUAUCACUGCCAAUAGUGGUGAUGGUAGCAAAUCAGAAUGGAGUUCGAGCUUCAAGCUUAUGGAAACUGAUGUUCUCGACUCCCUACCAAGGUUACAAGCACUUCCAACUAAACCAGGGCUAUUAAUUGAUGUCAAGUCUUCUGAGAACUCAAUUUCGAAUUUUGACGACGCCUUGAGUGUUGUAUUAACUGGCGAUAAAUCUGGCAGCAUGAACCUUAGCAUGUUCGGGAUAUUCUCAAUUGAUGGUAUCCCAAUUAGUAAUUCCAAUAUAAAAGCUCGUGAUCAGUCUCAGCAUGAACCUAGCGCGCACUUUCUGAAAAUAAAUUCGAAUCCGAAGGACAUAUCUCGAGGUACAAUAAUAGUUCAGAACGAUGAGUCCAAAGCUUUUGUCUACCAUAAGUUUCAUCUAGGGUUUAUUCAAAAAUUUGGUCAAAACUAUUUGACAGAGGUAUCUGUAAUCCCGGCGCAAAUUAGUAUUCUAAUUGAGUAUUUACAGGAGUCGGUUGCCUUGCUGCGGAAAGAAGCAAAUACCAUUGUUGAAGCUAAUAACAAGUUUAUUUCUUUGGAGUCAUUAAAUCAUAUGAGAGGUUACCUGUUCGAUUUUCUGAUAACAGGAACCAUGUGUAAAAAGAUUACAAAAUGGAUAGAGUCCAAUAAUGAAAUGGGCUAUAAACGGUGGAACAAAACAACCAUUACCAGUUAUGAUGUCUCUAACAAGAUAUUGUACGAAAAUAUUCUGCCUGCCAUAGAAAGAUUAGUAGUAUUGCUAUCGCGGCUACGAGGUUUAGCCAAGUGGAAAGAAAGAGGGGUCCCACUUGGACUGUCGGGAGAAGAACUGGAUAAAACAAUCAGGUAUGCAGAAUGUUUUUUCAAACUGACAAAUAAGUGUCUCUGGGAAUUUACGGACGAGUAUGAGAAGUUCCGGUCUUUUGCACUGUGGCUAGAACUUGGAUUUGAGUCCGUGCUAGAUAGAGUUGUUGGAUUUAGUAGAGCAGAUGAGCCUGCCACAGUGAGAACUACAGAUAUUAUGAAGUAUAUUACAGAGCUUCUUCCAGGCUCAGUUCUUACAAGCUAUUUGACAACGUCCACUGUUGGCGUUGGCGACGAGAAAAUCGAUUUGAAACAAAAGUCAGAUACAGUCAAUUCUGAUUCUCAACCUUUAGAAGACCAUGAUGUCUCAGUUAGCCAAGGAGCAACCAGUAAGAGCACUGGUGACGCCUCCCUAGACUCUAUCGAGAACUUAUCUCUAGCUAACUGUCUUGAAAAUAUCGACUCGACAUUUUCUGCAACUACCACUAAAAUCGAAAGUGCCAUGAAGAAACUGAUUUCUGUGGAUGUGGGCAUUCCUCUGGCGAGUUCUGAUUUCAACGUACGUCAGGCAUAUUUCCGGGGAACAAGUUUCGUCUUGAUAUAUGGUCAAGAUGCUUUCCUAUAUAUGGUGAGGAUUCAUGACAGCGGUAUCGAAGUCGCCAAAAUAAAGUGCGAAAACACUAUUAUUCAAGCUGAGUUCAUCAAUGAAUCUGAAAUUAUUCUUCUUGUGGUCGAUUCUGAUUCCAGGUAUCAUUUGCAGGUUGCCAACUACGAAAGUGUAGCAUAUACAGCCCUUGAUGGUAAAUCAGACCUUCUGAAUCAAACUGUAGCAACACUGACACACAACCUAGACUCUGUCGACCUAGCACCCAGCAACACUCACAGUUUUGAUAAGGACUUCACUCCUGGCUCAUUUGUGGUAAAUGGUAGAUCGGGUCACGAAUUGGCAUGUGUAUUGAACGCCGAACGUCAGCGGUACGCAUUAAUUUAUUUACACGUAGAACAGGCUUAA